UAUCACAGAGAAGUACACACACACACACACACACACACAUCCACACCCUUUUCCUGCCCAGCAGUCAGACCGCUUGGCUCUGUUGAUUCAGCUCUAGUAUUGGACUAUUUAGGAGGAGGAUGACCGUGGACAGAUACUCUCUGGUUUUGGUGGUCCUGAUUUUACCGUGGACUUUUGACAAAGGAGAUGCUGAGGUGUGUACUUUCAUGGAGACCUGUAUUUUACCGUGUACCUACGCUCAGGGGGAUCAAGUCGUAAUCCACUGGAUUCAGGGGGAUAAAACUGCCGUCCACUCCUACUAUCGUGACAGGGACCAGCUGGAACGCCAGAACCCGUCCUUCAGAGGCAGGACGGGGCUGUUCAAGGACCAGAUCUCUAAAGGAAACGCCUCGCUGAAGCUGACGGCGGUGACGCCAGGAGAUCAGGGGAGAUACAAGUGCUACGUCAGCACCAUCACCGGCAACAAGGAGUUCAUUGUUGAACUCAUUGUUUCAGCUCCGCCCCGUGAAGUCAUCCUUCAGCAGGAAGAGAACAGGAUCAGCUGCAGCUCAGAGGGGAUCUACCCAGAGCCCAAGCUCAACUGGACCUCCAGUCCUCCAACCGCUCUACAACCAGACACUCCGACAGUCCUGCAGACCGAGCAGAAGCUCUUCAGCAUCAAGAGCUCUCUGCUGGUUCCAGACGGUGGGAGAGAUUUUGACUACAGCUGCACCGUCACCGCUGGCAGGAGCAAAAAUAGGGCAACUUUAUACAGACCAGAUUCUCUCCCCUCGUCGGGCUCUGAAGUCACGAUCCCCUGCACGUCCUCAAACAUCCUCCAACAAAGCGUCAUAUGGAGAUUUAACCACACUCAAAACAUCCUGACCUGGACGGAUGCCUCCUCAAAGGUUUCAGAGGAGUGGACUAAGUAUGUGAAGAAUGUGUCAGAGUCUGGAAGCCUCAUGCUACAAGCCUUAACUCCGAACCAGGAGGGGACUUACACGUGUGAACUGAGAACAGCUGAGGAGAUUCAUAUAAAGAGUACAGUGUUAACAGUGGAGGAAAGUCCAGGCUCUUCUACAGCAGGCAUCGCAGUCGGGGUUAUUGCAGCCAUUUUGAUUGUGGUUGUAGCUGUGGGUGUGGGUGUAUACUACUUUGUGUUCAGAAAAGGAAUCUGUAAAAAGGAAACGAGAUCAAGUGAAGAGGAGAAAGAUACAAAAGAAAUGCAAUUUUUAAAUUCCAACGGUAACGGAAGUGCAGUAAAUUUCAAAGUGGAACCAUGAGAGACUCCAGUUCUACAACAGACUGAGAGAAGAAUGGUCAGGAGGGGGAGCAAGUCAAGAACCGAGGAGGAGACGGAUGAUUACAGGCGAGGGAUCAAACAUGAGGAUGUACGAACGAGCUGCGAUCACAUGACCGGACAGUUGGUCGUCUUUCUGCCAGGAAGACAGUUUGAGUCACACUAAGAUUCAGAGUCUAUGUACGACUCUUCAGAGUCACUAAUUUAUUUAUUUUGAUGGCCGAAAGAAUCAAACAUGCUGUCCCUCCUCUACCUCAUGUGCUCUCUUAUAAACACUACGUUUAACUGGAGGUUUGCCGACAACAAACACAAGUUGAAUCACUGGAUGAAGAGCUGAACUCUCAGGAUGGAGCACAAAGCUUGAGUUAUAACAGGUUGGAGUUUAUCUACACAGUCUACAGUGGGAGAAGCUCCACCUGCUGAAGACUAGUUGUGACGUUUUUUUAAAGGCUGCAUACCCUGUCAUAGUUUGAAGCAGGUGUUUGAUGUUUGAAGAUGUGAUCAAAUUAAAUUAAAGGAGGGGCAUGGAUGCAAAAGUUUGUUAUGAAUCCUUAAAGCACUAUCAUCAUGUCCUCACCAUUAUUCUCCAUGUGCUCCAAAUUCUGCUGUUUCGUUUUAAUCCUCGUCAUCGUCGGAGUAGGAACAAAGACUUUGGACCCAGGGUCUAAAUUUAGUUCAGGGGUUGAUAAUCUCCCCCCUUAAACGCGCCUGCUAGGGGGGUAGUACUUUCAAAGGUCCCGGGACUUUCGGGGGGCGGGGCAUGCAAUGCUGAAUGCUGAUUGGUAGAUUAACGCAGUGUUUUUAUUCCUCCCUCCGUCCACAAUAACAUCACACACAUCUGUGAUUCUCUUGAUUUCUCUUUCUUUCAUUAGUUUUUAUUUGUUCUAUCUUUUUUGUAUGUGUGUGUACUUUUCAAAAGAAGAAGCUGUGAUUCUCUUGAUUUAGCAGCUUGUAACAGUAGUCUUCUCUCAGCCCACCGUGAAUGCGUCUCUCCUCCCGGUGUUCCGGUUUUAAAAGUGACCCUGUAAACUGGAGACCUUCAGCUGAACGUGUCAGUGUUUGUGGAGUUUACACAGCUGUUGAAACACAGAGGGAGUUCCUGGGAAUGCAAACUACUUUAGUUUUUAUUAAGAUUUCAAAAUAUCCUCAUCAGAUAUUUAAUGAUCGUCUAAAGAUGUUUAUGAUGGAUGCAUCCUAUGGUGUCAUCUGUGAUGAAUGGCAUUCCUCUUUGUUUUACUGCCCUCUACUGGUCUGGUGGUGUAGUGCAUUUACUUUUUAUUUCCUCCAUACGUCACUGGCCUGAUUUACACAAUCUACCCGAGACUUCAGCCUGUGGUCGAAACACAGACAACAAUGGGGGACCAGGAACCUUUUAGUUCAGGGGAAAGUAGUUCUGGGGGCUAAAAGACCCCUGGAACUCUUGGUUGAAAUGCACCUUAUGUCACAAAGGGGUGAAGAGGUAGUUAAGGCUUUUGCACACUGAGUCUGCCUGUGUUUAAUUCUCUUCAUUAUGAAAAUUUGCAGCAUGUGACAAAGUGGAACAGCGAGGAGGACUUAGUGGUUCUGAAAACGAAACAAGAGCCCGGAGAGUUUCACCUGCAGGUGGAGGAGCUGCACAAUUAUCCAAAUCCUGUAUAUACAACUGGAUCUGCAGACAAUCUGACAAGAUCAUGGUCACUGGUUGUCCAUAUUUCCUCAAGCAGAAACCACUCACAGCACCCUCUGAACAUUUCGUUGCGGCGCUGUUGCUCACUCGUAUUAUGAAGACAAUGAAUGUAGUUGUAUUUCUAGAGAGCUGAAGAUCAAGUACCCGGAGCAUUAGAGACACACCAGCUGAGUAAAGAUGUGUUCACUUUGUUCUGAAAUCAAAGUAUGAAGGAUUUAAUCGUCCGUUGUAAAUCAAAGACGACUUCUUUGUUGUGUGGAACUGUAAUCACGUAAAACUGGAUCUAUGUGUUUCUUUUUCUUUUUUACUUGAAAAUGUUGUUUAGUCUUUUUUUUAUGCUAAUUUCCUUUAUGUAUUCAAAUUGAUCAAAUCAUGAAGAGAGCUUUGAUACUGCCUUUAUUUUUCUACCCUUAAUGAUAAUAAAUGAAAAUCCUCA
This is a messenger RNA of Notolabrus celidotus (New Zealand spotty), 3381 nucleotides long. Its product is annotated as CD276 antigen-like. The coding region runs from base 120 to 1262 and encodes 380 amino acids. Lineage: Eukaryota; Metazoa; Chordata; Actinopteri; Labriformes; Labridae. Gene Ontology annotation, biological process: T cell costimulation; positive regulation of T cell proliferation; cellular response to lipopolysaccharide. The record is from RefSeq and is a predicted model, not a curated record. The transcript is spliced from 7 exons. Gene Ontology annotation, cellular component: external side of plasma membrane.